AUGUCUGAAGAAACCAGUGUCCCUAUAUUGAAAGCAUCUGAUUUGGCAGAAGAGAUUCAAACUAAAAUAUUUGAAUUAUCAUCCCAGGCACUUGCCACCUAUAAGAUUGAAAAAGAUAUAGCAGCAUUUUUGAAGAAAGAAUUGGAUCAACUUUAUGGUCCUACAUGGCAUGUAAUUGUUGGUAAAUCGUUUGGAAGUUAUGUCACUCAUGAACAAGGUUAUUUUAUAUAUUUCUAUGUUGGUGAUAUGGCAUUUUUAAUUUUCAAAAGUGGUUAA
Molecule: messenger RNA, 276 nt
Organism: Candida dubliniensis CD36
Lineage: Eukaryota; Fungi; Ascomycota; Pichiomycetes; Serinales; Debaryomycetaceae
Product: dynein light chain
Exons: 2
Coding region: 1-276 (91 amino acids)
Biological process (GO): microtubule-based process; cilium assembly
Cellular component (GO): cytoplasmic dynein complex
Molecular function (GO): dynein light intermediate chain binding; dynein intermediate chain binding
Source: RefSeq, a predicted model, not a curated record